Oncorhynchus kisutch (coho salmon) is the source of this 2861-nucleotide messenger RNA. Its product is annotated as methanethiol oxidase. Gene Ontology annotation, molecular function: selenium binding. Bases 641 to 2062 code for a protein of 473 amino acids. The transcript has 12 exons. The record is from RefSeq and is a predicted model, not a curated record. Lineage: Eukaryota; Metazoa; Chordata; Actinopteri; Salmoniformes; Salmonidae.
UUUGAAAUAGGUUGUUUUUGUCUACGGACUGAAACACAAUAUUGGUAAAACUCCAGAUUGUGGCUUUAAUCUCACAUUUCCUCAUUGCGAGUUACGCAAGAGAUGACCCCUUGACUCAGUCUAAGUAUGAAGGUAGCACGAGUUUUAUAGACCGUAUAUCUAAUCAGUAUGGACCAUAGGAAAUAAACUAAAACAACACUUUAAACUGCAUAUUUAUUUUAUAGUGCAGAACAUGUUACCUUGCUUUGCGCCAGAAACGUGUCAGCUAAAUGUUAUGUUGCCAUCAAAGCAAGUUUUAUCAAACUAUAACAGAGGGCAGGACAAUCGCGCGGGGGUAUCUCUUCUUUCAUAUAUUAAUGGAUGAGUUCGUUACAUAUUUUAGAUCAUAUUUUAGAUCAUGCCAUUGUCUAUUGGUCGCAAAACGGAAUCUCCACCGCCGGGGCACCGGGCCAUGCAAAACGAAAUGCACUCAAUACUUACUUCUACGUGCAACGUUAUGCUGCCAUAAACACUCCCUUUUUUUCCCUCAAGUCAUUUACCCUACAAAACCUGCCCAACCAUUCCUACACUCUCAUAUCAGCUGAAAGAAUUUAUAGAGGUCGGAUCCCUGUGGAUACCUUGGACGAAUAAAGUCUGCAGGAUGGCAACUAAAUGCACAGGCUGUGGACCUGGCUACAAAAGUCCACUGGAUGCCAUGAAGGGUCCACGUGAGGAGAUUGUGUACUUGCCCUGCAUUUAUCGCAACACUGGAAUCAAAAAACCAGACUACCUUGCCACUGUCGAUGUGGACCCCAAGUCUCCUACUUAUUGUCAGGUCAUCCACAGACUGCCCAUGCCCAACCUGAAUGACGAGCUACACCACUCUGGUUGGAACGCCUGCAGCAGCUGUUUUGGCGACUCAUCCAAGAAGCGCAACCGACUUAUCCUGCCCUCGCUCAUCUCCUCCCGGGUCUACAUAGUGGACACUGGGACAGACCCCCGCGCGCCACAGAUGCACAAGAUUGUGGAGCCCACAGAUAUCUUCUGGAAGACGGGCCUGGCCAACCCCCACACCACACACUGCCUGGGCAAUGGCCAGAUUAUGAUCAGCAGCAUCGGAGAUCCAUCUGGCAAUGGAAAAGGUGGCUUUAUCUUGCUGGAUGGUAAAACGUUUGAGGUGGUUGGUAACUGGGAGCUGCCUGGUGAGGCGGCACCUUUUGGUUAUGACUUCUGGUACCAGCCCCGACACAACGUCAUGAUGAGCACCGAAUGGGGAGCGCCCAAAGCCCUCGCCUACGGUUUCAACCUGGAACAUGUCAAAGAAGGUCUCUAUGGAUCGAAGAUCCACGUGUGGGACUGGACCACUCACAAGCGGCUACAGUCCCUGGACCUGGGGGAGGAGGGCGCCAUUCCUCUGGAGAUCCGCUUCCUCCAUGAUCCCGCCGCCACGGAGGGCUACGUCGGCUGUGCACUCCAAGGAACCGUCUUCCGUUUCUACAGGACACCAAAAGGAGAAUGGGCUGCUGAGAAGGUUAUCCACGUCCCCAGUAAGAAAGUGGAGGGAUGGGCUUUGCCAGUGAUGCCAAGUCUGAUCACAGAUAUUCUGAUCUCUCUGGAUGACCGCUUCCUAUACUUCAGUAACUGGCUGCAUGGAGACAUACGACAGUAUGACAUCACAAACAGGAGGAACCCACGUCUGGCUGGCCAGCUUUUCUUGGGAGGGAGCAUCCUAAAUGAUGGCCCUGUCAAAGUACUGGAGGACCCAGAGAAUCAGAGCCAACCACCCCCACGCAUAAUUAAGGGGAAGAGGAUCCCAGGGAGCCCCCAGAUGUUGCAGCUCAGUCUGGAUGGGAAGAGACUGUAUGUCACCACCUCUCUCUACAGUGGCUGGGACAAGCAGUUCUACCCAGAAAUGAUCAAGGAGGGUUCUGUUAUGAUGCAGAUUGACGUGAACACAGCCAAUGGUGGCCUCAAGGUGAAUAAGAACUUCCUGGUCGACUUUGGGAAAGAGCCCAACGGCCCGGCCUUGGCCCACGAGCUACGAUACCCUGGGGGAGACUGCACCUCCGACAUCUGGCUGUAAAGUCACGCAGGAGGCCCCAGUUUUCCCUCUCAUUCCCAUCAUACUUUACAUAGACUUCAUGUAACUCAUAUUAGUUGGGAACGGGUGGGGAAGGAGGCAUACACUCGAGCCUCAUGCCCGAUAAUGCUGCCUAUUCAUUCUCAUGCCCGAUAAUGCUGCCUAUUCAUUCCAUGCUGCUUUGCUUUAAAUGCAUAAUUGUGCCUUAAGUCAUUAUCUCAUAGACCAAAUGUUCUUUGUUACUUCCAAUGCCAGUGGUGAAACUGAGGUUUAAAAAAAAAUAAACAAUUUCUAACAUAUGGAAUUCAUAGACUAACAUCUGAUGGCGACGUACUGUUUUAAGAACAUGAAGACGAUAUAAUUUUUCAUCAUUCCUUAAUGGCCUGAGUGUGUGUUCAGCAGGGUUGAAUGAAUCUGUAUGUCUGGAUUAUUGUUUACUCUUAAUUUAAUAGUAAAAUAGAUGGGUGUAGUGAAACAUGUUGUUUUACAGGGUUAGCCAUAGUAGUACAGUGCCCCUAUAGUAAAUUAGGGUUAAGUGACUUGCUCAAAUGCACAACAGGUUUUUCACUUUGUCGGCGCAGGUAUUUAAACCAGAAACCUUUCAGUUAGUUACUGGCCCAACGCUCUUAACUACUACGCUAACUACCUCUAACCACCAGUCUACCAAUUCUGCUACAUUAAUAAUGGUUUGCAUAAUUUAUUAUAUAGUUCAGUUGAUUUAAAUACUCAAUGACAACAUGUUCAUUUGCAAGAUAUUAAUGGUUUUAAAUAAUACAUUGAAUAAAUGUACUGCAUAUUCCUA